Molecule: messenger RNA, 1944 nt
Organism: Enterobius vermicularis (human pinworm)
Lineage: Eukaryota; Metazoa; Nematoda; Chromadorea; Rhabditida; Oxyuridae
Source: the annotation of a GenBank genome assembly
AUGAGCGACGCUCAUGCAAACUUGCAUCUGGACGCAGUGUUGAAUGCUGGUUCGACACAAAAUUUAAGUGAAAAAUCGCAGGGGACAGUUGUCGAUGGUGAGAUUACACAUGUCAGUCAUUUGGCUGAAAAUGUUGGAGCUCUAUGUAUGGAAGACGAUUGUUGCGACGUGGAAGGCACACUGAUCCCCGCUCAUAGAGUAAUUCUUGGCGCACGUAGCGAAGCACUCCUGUAUAAUGGUAUGAAAGAGACGAAGGACACAGAGAUAGAAUUGAUUGAUACUCCCUUAACAGCUUUUAAGCUUCUUUUAAGGCGAGUUGCAUUUUAUUCGUCUUUGUGUCAUAAAUAUAAAAUUAAUAGUGCGGUAAAUUGGUAUGUUUACACGGGGAAGAUGUCGCUUCGUUUGUUAAAGGAAGAUUUACUUCUGGAUGUGUUGGGUCUAGCGCACAAAUAUGACUUUGGCGAUUUAGAACGAAGCAUUUCGGACUAUUUGAAAGCCAUCCUUGAUGUUUCAAACAUUUGCAUCGUAUAUGGCACAGCACAUGUGUAUUUUCUGAAUGCCUUGAGUGAUUUUUGUUUAAAUUUUGCUGAUAGGCGUGCGAGUGAAGUCAUCGCGACGCAGGGCUUUCUUCAAUUGCCUGCUAGUGCCGUUGUCGAAAUGAUUCAACGGGAUUCUUUUUGUGCUCCAGAAAUUGAAAUUUUCAAGGCAAUUCGUGAAUGGAUUGUGGUUCACCCUGGAAUGGAGAGUGAAGCUGAAUUGAUAGUAUCUAAGUUGCGUCUUCCUUUAAUAAACCUCUCCGAUUUAAUCAAUGUUGUGCGUCCAUCUGGGCUUAUAUCCGCAGAUAGCAUUUUAGAUGCCAUUAAAGAGCAGCAGGAAAGAAAAAGUGUAGAACUUAUGUCUCGAGGCUUUUUACUGCCAAAUGUUAACGUUGCAACUCCAGCCUAUAAUGCAGUUGUUAUUAGUGGUGAUGGAGCAAAUCUUUUGGCUGAUGACGCGUAUCGAUAUGAUAUGGAAAGGAGUUUCAUGUCACAUACUAUAGGUGGAAAGGCUAGAGGGAUUGUUGUUGAGCUUGGAAGACCCUUCACUAUUAAUCAUCUUCGACUUUUGUUGUGCGACCGUGACCAAAGAGCCUAUCAUUAUUAUGUUGAAUUAAAAGUUUUUGAAUUCAAGGUUAGCAUGAAUGGGAAGGAUUGGGUUCGUGUUGUUGAUCAUACGAAGUAUCUUUGUCGCUCGAUGCAGCGGCUUUGCUUUUCUCCACGUGUGAUAAAAUUUAUCAAGGUCAUGGGGACUUACAAUACAGUUGGCAACACAUUCAACUUGGUAAGCAUGGAGGCCAUGUAUUCCACCGAAUCUAAUGACCAGUUUGAAAUAGAUCCUGUUUCAACUCUGCUUAUACCUUCAUCGAAUGUCGCUACCAUUGCGAACAAUGCGAUAGUAAUCGAAGGAGUUUCCAGAAGUCGAGAUGCAUUACUUAAUGGUGAAACAACAAACUACGAUUGGGACAACGGCUACACUUGUCAUCAGCUUGGUUCUGGUGCUAUAAUGGUCCAAUUGCCGCAGCCAUAUCUCAUUGGUUCGAUGCGUCUGCUAUUGUGGGACUGCGAUGAUCGCCAUUAUUCGUACUAUAUUGAUGUUUCUUGCGACAAAAACUCUUGGUUGCGUGUUGCAGAUCGUACUGCGGUACAAUGCAAGGCUUGGCAAUACAUACGGUUUGAAAGAUGUCCUGUGGUAUUUAUACGCAUCGUCGGCACGUAUAAUUCAGCCAAUGAAGUUUUCCAUUGCGUUCAUUUUGAAUGCUCUGGGAAAUCGCUUACUUCAUCAACAAGUUCUUUUGGCAAUGAGCGCAACGUCGAGUUAGUUGAUAAUCUGGAAAGCCGUCUACAUCAACUAGCCCUUUUAGGGAGUGAAGUCAAACUUCCAUCGUCACCAGACGUUCUGAAGUAA